This is a messenger RNA of Ustilaginoidea virens, 225 nucleotides long. RefSeq lists its product as uncharacterized. The transcript has 2 exons. The record is from RefSeq and is a predicted model, not a curated record. Bases 1 to 225 code for a protein of 74 amino acids. NCBI's taxonomy places the organism in Eukaryota, Fungi, Ascomycota, Sordariomycetes, Hypocreales, Clavicipitaceae.
AUGACGACUCCCGCAGGUUUCAAGUUUAACGCCCAAACCCCGGAUGGUUCCAACGGUGGCGUCUCCGAGGCUACCGUUCCAAGAACUCUGUUUAACUCUGCAUCCCCCAGCGUCGAAACUGGACCGAUCAUCCGAUAUUGGACCCAGGUCGCCGCCGGCCGGCUGAGCUUCGACAUCGUCUCGGGUUUUACGACGAACCUAUUUGCUCAACUCUCAUCUGUCUGA